ACCGUAUCUCUCUCCUCACAAAUCUCUCUCACCUCUUUCUCUCUCUAGAAAUUGUUUGGCUUUCCCUCUCUCUCUCUUUCUCUGCUGAAUUCUAAUAUCCAGCCCAACCGUCUACUCUUUGAGAAAUCCGCCAUUAUUUACUCCUCUUAUGCCAUUUACUCUCUUUAUAUAAAUUUGGAUUUUGGGUCUUCUGUUUCAUUUCAAUUAGAGUUGUGACAAGGAAGAAAAUGGCUGUUCAAACUCAUCAAUAUUUUUCCAAUGCUCUGCAUCUUAAGAGAAAAGAACAGGAGAUGAACUCAACUGGAUUCGAAGCUUUGAAUGAAUCCUCAACUUUGUUAUCAACUAUUGGAGGUUAUAUGAUAAAUCCAAAGGAGGGAAACCAAUACUUGAUACAAUCACAACCGUCGAUUCCCCGGCCUCAGAAGAUAAUAAGACUAGAUCAGUAUCAGCAGCGAAGUCACAAUCCUGCAUUGAAAUCCACUGGGCUUCAACUGGCAUCUGGAGAGCAAAAUUUGAGCCAAAAUGUGAACCAGAUCAAUCCCCUACUCUCCUCUUCUCCCCUUUGCGAGGAUUUUUCAAGUUCAGUUGGCCAAUACAGCAAGGAACUUGACCAAUUACUGCAAGCUCAGGGAGAACAACUUCGACAAGCACUAGCCAAGAGCCAACAAUCCCACUACAAGCAACUCCUCCAACACUUAGAAAAAUCGGCAGCCAAAAUCCUCACCGAAAAACAAACCGAACUAAACCAACUCAUCCAACACACCUCCAAGUUACAAAACCACCUAGCCCAGCUACAAUCCGAAUCCUUCGGUUGGCAGUCCAAAGCAAUCAAAUCCCAGACAAUUGCAAACUCAAUCCGAGCCCAAGUACAGCAGAUCCAGCAGGAGUCGGUAGUCGCUGAAGACGCCGGUUCGUCGUGCACCGAACCGAACAGGACGGACCCCGACGACGGGAGAUUGUCGUGCAGGGUGUGCAGGAGUCGGGCAGUGUCUGUGGUUGUGUUGCCGUGCCGGCAUUUGUGUUUGUGCGAGGAUUGUGACGGUGGUGGUGAGGUGAAGGCUUGUCCUGUUUGUGAUUGUGUUGGGAGUGGGAGUGUGAGAGUUUUCUUGUGUUUGAGAGUUUGUUUGGUUGGCAGUGGUAGAGAAGACUCCCCCCCCCCCCCCGUUGGUUCUUUAUUAAGUUAA
Asparagus officinalis (garden asparagus) is the source of this 1184-nucleotide messenger RNA. Its product is annotated as E3 ubiquitin-protein ligase BOI-like. The transcript is spliced from 4 exons. The record is from RefSeq and is a predicted model, not a curated record. NCBI's taxonomy places the organism in Eukaryota, Viridiplantae, Streptophyta, Magnoliopsida, Asparagales, Asparagaceae. Gene Ontology annotation, molecular function: ubiquitin-protein transferase activity. Bases 228 to 1184 code for a protein of 318 amino acids.